This is a messenger RNA of Cynoglossus semilaevis (tongue sole), 3325 nucleotides long. RefSeq names its product hyaluronoglucosaminidase 6 (gene hyal6). Gene Ontology annotation, cellular component: cytoplasmic vesicle. Gene Ontology annotation, molecular function: hyalurononglucosaminidase activity. Gene Ontology annotation, biological process: carbohydrate metabolic process; hyaluronan catabolic process. The record is from RefSeq and is a predicted model, not a curated record. The transcript has 3 exons. Bases 406 to 1899 code for a protein of 497 amino acids. NCBI's taxonomy places the organism in Eukaryota, Metazoa, Chordata, Actinopteri, Pleuronectiformes, Cynoglossidae.
UAAAAAAGGGAUGUAAUUAAAUUCAAUUUAACGUGAAAUAUUUGCCAUUUCAAACCAGCAGAGAUUUCAGAUAAUAACAACGACCCAGAGUUUUCACUCAUAAAUCAUUUCAAAUGAACAGGAUCCUAUUAUUAGGCAAAGCUUCCAUUUGAACUCCUUUGUCUUUACUCUCUGUGUCCACAGUGUCUCUGGGAUUUGAACCAGCAUUCUUUACACCACUGUCUUCCCAAAAGAACAGAGCGGGUCAGUGUUUUGUUCUGUUAUUUAGAGCACUCACUUCAGUGAUUUCCUCCCAUGUGCCCCAUCACAGGCCUGUCUGAUUGUCUCGGGUCACUGGUGCUCAUGAUGUUUUUAUUUUUGAAAAAAGGUCUGCGUUUCUCUCCGUUGAAGGACUAAACAGGAACCAUGAUGAAGAUGGCGCUCCCUCUUCUGAUCUGGACCCUGUGGGCUGAUGUCAGGGGUGACCAGGCAAAACCAGCCCGAGUUCCUCUAAUCUCUCACCGGCCUUUUGUCGUAGUUUGGAACGCUCCUACAGAAUCCUGUCGCCUUCGGUUCAAAGUGGACCUCGACCUUAGCGUUUUUGAUAUUGUUGCAAAUCUGAAUGAGACCCUCAGUGGACCCAAUGUCACCAUAUUCUACCACAGCCACCUGGGAUACUACCCGUAUUACUCUAACUCUGGUGUCCCGGUUAACGGUGGGCUGCCACAAAACCAGAGCGUCUCCAAACACCUCAGCAAGGCCCGCGUCGACAUUGACAAGCUGAUCCCCCACAAAGACUUUCGGGGACUUGGGGUGAUCGACUGGGAGAACUGGAGGCCUCAGUGGGUCAGAAACUGGGGUUCCAAGGACAUCUACCGCAAGAAGUCCAGAGAACAAAUUCGCAAACUUCAUCCUAAUUGGCCUGAGAGCAAAGUGGACAAGGAGGCAAAGGAAAGUUUUGAAAAGGCCGGACAAGCCUUCAUGAACCUGACCUUAGCGCUGGCUAAAUCCCGCAGGCCCGACGGGCUGUGGGGCUUUUAUCUUUUCCCCGACUGCUACAACUAUGGGUACAAACAUCACACGCAUCAUUACACUGGAGAGUGUCCCAAUGUUGAGCAUGUCCGCAACGACCAUCUGAUGUGGCUGUGGAAGGAGAGCACAGCCCUUUAUCCCUCCAUCUAUUUGGACCACGAGCUGAAGUCCUCAGUCAACACCGUCAAGUUCGUCCACUACAGAGUCAAGGAAGCCAUGAGGAUCGCAUCCAUCGCACGUACGGACUUUACGUUGCCCGUCUUUGUCUAUUCCAGACCUUUCUACGCCUACACUUUCCUGGUUCUUUCAGAGAGUGACCUGGUUCACACCAUCGGAGAGAGCGCUGCUUUGGGAGCGUCAGGUGUCGUCCUCUGGGGAUCGUCAGAGUAUUCGCAAUCACAGAGGAACUGUCUGACGGUGAAGAAGUACAUCGACGGUCCGCUGGGACAUUACGUCAUCAACGUCACGUCUGCUGCCAAGCUGUGCAGCAAAGCGUUGUGCAAGAAGAACGGCAGGUGCGUCCGCAAGAGAAUCAACUCUGGGGCUUACCUGCACCUGAAUCCACGCUUCUUUCACAUCCACCACAACCCAGCGUCCAAAGGUGCCCACUUCCAUGUCAGAGGUCAUCUCAACAACCAUGACAUCCUGGACAUGAAGCACAAGUUCAGCUGCCAGUGUUACCAGGGCUGGGCUGGUGUUCACUGCGAGAUGCCGCAGGCUGCGGCUGAUUCUGUUCCACCCUCAUCACAGCCGACUGUUCCUCUUCAUCAUCCUCAUCACAACAGCAUAGCGGGAAAUAUUUUGCUCCUGCUUUCCCUCCAUUUCUCCUGUCUGUGCAUCAUCAUGUUUCUAGGACUGUGUCUAAUAAUCAAGUGCCUAAUUUUGUAAUCAAUAAAAAAAUGUGCACCAUGACUUAACAGGCAGUAUUUCUACAAAGUACAAAAAAAAAAAUUAUCGAUUCCUUAGCCUCAGUUGCCUAUUGGUUAACUGUUUACACCCUUUUUAGAUCAUUUAUACUGACAAACUGACAUCAGACGAUUGUGGCAUCAGCCUAAAUCUGUGCUUGUGCCUAGGUACGGUACGGUAUGGUACGGUACAAAGAAAUUGAUCUGCUUUGUACAUUGGUCUCGUAGUAUGCCUAAGCCAGGCAUAUGUGUUAAUAAGUGGAAUAAAUAUCACAUAAACCUUACAGUCACAGGGUGUCAAAAAUAAUGUUGUACGGUAUGGAAUUAUGAGCGUGGCAAAAAAGCAUGUGAUUGUGGUGCAGGACGUGUACUGUUCAGCAUGAGAAGGAAUGGAAAGAAGUCAGGGAUCCUGAUCAGGGAUCAGAUUAUGGGAUUCUGUAUUUGUUAUGAUGGUGGAGGAUGUCGACCACAGACUGUGAAGUUAGAGAUGGAAAAUGUAUGGAGCUAUUUAUGGAAGUAGGAAUGGAAAUUCAGAAAAUCAGUUGCACCAUUACAGAUUAAAUGGAGAUCAUUGGUUUUGCAAAACCUGACAAAUGAUCCAGGAAAAUACUGUAAUAAAAUAAUAUCAUAUUUAUACUUGUAGUAGAUCAACCGUUGGAAAUUAAAUAUUUAGAAAAAUAAAGAACAUAAAUCCAGUGUGUUGGUGUGUUGAGUUUUUCACAUAGAGAAAAUAAGAUGACUAAUAUUUAACUACAGUGUUUUUCAUAUUAUUUUCCCCACAUUUUCUCAUUAAAUUCUUCUCACAUUAACCAACCUCUCUACAGUCAACCCGUAAAUAACUCAGCUCCACCCAGUCCUUUAUUAUCCCCAUUGAAAAACAUGUCUUUCUUCAAAUUUCCAGUAUCAAACUUUGUCCACAAAAAGAAAUCCCUACAUCAGUAGAAACAAGCGAGUACAAGUCUGUUGGAGCAGAGGCAGACAUUUGUGAAUAUUUCCGACAGCGCAUUCCUGUUUGUAUCAUCAUGAGAUCACGAUGACCGGCAGAUGAGGACGUACGUAAACACCCAGAGAAUCUGCGCUUCCUCUCAGUCAACUCCAAGAAUGUGAGAACUGCGAAAAUUAUAGUUAUAUCACAAAAUAAUUAGUCCUCUUCAAGGGUUUUUAUAUGACCACAUCUGAAGUACACUAUAUCAACUUCAUAAAACAAACAGCUGAGGUUUAUCAUUCAAUGGAUCCUAAAUAGACAGAAACCAAACACCUGUAAUUUCACAAACCUCACGCUCUGGCUUACGCCUCUACUUUAACUAAUAACCAUAAUCAGCUGCAGAGCAGCGUCAGCAGUAGCUCUGCAUCUUCUGCUCGACAUUAAGCUACAGACACAUGACGCGUUUUUUGUUUUUUGGCUGAAU